This is a messenger RNA of Aspergillus calidoustus, 2712 nucleotides long. Lineage: Eukaryota; Fungi; Ascomycota; Eurotiomycetes; Eurotiales; Aspergillaceae. The record is from the annotation of a GenBank genome assembly.
AUGCCGCCUCCCAGGACCAGAGCGGAGGUCCAAGCCCAGAAGCAAAAGGAAAAACUUGCCCAGUCCUACAAUGAACUUCUCAAAGAGUUCUCCUCGAAAGACCUCCGGAACGUCGGGAACUAUACACUUGGGAGACUGAUUGGGAAGGGAUCCUUCGGCAAAGUGUAUCUUGCUUCGCAUAAACUCACCAAUGGCUCAAAGGUUGUUCUCAAAUCAUCAAACAAGGAAGACACGAAUCUAGCCCGGGAGAUUCAUCACCACCGCCAAUUCCUCCAUCCUCAUAUUGCGCGCCUUUACGAGGUUAUCGUGACCGAAAAGCUUGUCUGGCUAGUCCUCGAAUAUUGUCCUGGUGACGAAUUGUACAAUUACCUCCUACGAAAUGGCCCGCUACCUAUCGAUAAAGUCAAAAAGAUUUUUACUCAGCUUGUUGGCGCCGUAUCCUACGUCCACAGCAAAUCAUGCGUUCACCGAGACCUGAAGCUAGAAAAUAUCCUACUCGACAAGCACGAGAAUGUGAAACUCUGCGACUUUGGGUUUACAAGGGAAUAUGAGGGUAAGGCGAGCUAUCUUCAGACGUUUUGCGGCACCGUAUGCUACAGUGCUCCGGAGAUGCUCAAGGCCGAAAAGUAUGCUGGAGAAAAGGUGGAUGUUUGGAGUCUAGGCAUCAUCCUUUACGCGCUAAUUGCUGGUGAACUUCCCUUUGAUGACGACGACGAUCAGAUCACCAAGUCACGGAUUUUGAGUGAAGAACCGGUCUACAACGAUAAGUUUACAGAGGAGAGUAAGGCGCUCAUUAACUUGCUCCUUUCUAAGCGACCUCUUCUCCGGCCGAGUCUUUGCGACGUUCUCGCCCAUCCAUUCCUCUCCGAUCACGCUUCUGAGCAAUUGGCGAUACUCAAAAUACCUCGGCCGCCGGCAUUCUCAACAUCUCUGGAAAAGACUACCCUCCAGCGAAUGAAAAGUGCAGGUAUAAACAUUGACGAGGUUGUUGCUAGUGUUCAAUCCCAGCGGUGCGAUGCGCUAGCCGGCUGGUGGGCCCUUCUGAUAGAAAAGGAGCAACGGAAAGAGGCAAAGAGGGAACGGAAACGCAGAGAGCGAGAGGCAGAAGCGAAAAACAUUCGGCGGUUAAGCGCAGCCAGCAGUCGUCUGGAAAAGAUAUCAGCGGCGUUGGUAGAGGUCGACGAGGAAGGACAUUCCACUGGCCUUCUUCAUGAACGCGGGCGGAGAGACCGGCGAAGUUUGCCCUCGCAACUUGCAGUCCCAGAGCUGCCAAUACUCCCCGAACCGCCUGUGCAGUCUCCUGAACUUCCUACACCCCCUCCGCCCCCCGUCGACAAAGACUCAAUCCGCUCCAACAGCUCAACUCGUCGCCGUCCUCCAGUGCCACCUCCCAAGGAUAGAAGGCGCUCUCGACCUAGCACACUACAUGUGAGCGCAUCUCAGCCAGAACUUGCUCAACAUGGCGGCAUUUUCAGGCGUCGUACGAAUCGUCGCCAGUAUCCAAUCAUCAGCCAACUGGCUUCUCUAAAGCAUUGGUUUGUAGAGUCUGCGAAACGAGCCAAGUCACCGCAUCCGAAAACAAAUUCAAGCACGCAUCGCAAAUUCCUAUCCGAAAAGCUAAGUCCCGCAAAAGGUCAGGAAGGAACGAAGAAAACCACCUUGGCGUCUUCAACCUCUAGCCAGAAAACUGAGUUGGCGACACCCACUCAGAUUAAGCGUGCAUCCAAUGCAAGCAGCUUAGCUCCAAGCAGUGCAUCUUAUCCUACGCGUCGCCACUCCUAUCCCCGACAACCCCGGCCAUUGAGCACCAGUCAUGCAAGCCAUCGGAAUUCCCUUUCGCCUUCUCCACUUACUCCUAGAGGCUCUUAUCGACGGUCGUCGGCUGGUUUACGAGGUCGCAAGUCGACAUCUUCAUCCGUUUCGUCUAUCCGGAGCAUCCACCACGGCCAUAGCCACUCUAAGGCUUCGUCUAUCUCCUCCAACAGCAUCGGUUCAGUCUCGACCCCAACAGCUCGGACUGCCAAGUCCCCUCACACUUCAGUCAAGGUGCUUCCUACAACACCUAGCACAUCAGCUCGCUUCCCUACGAAUAUUCGAUUAGUCCGCAACCCAAACCAUGGAUUCCGAGACGUCGACGGUUCCGACGGUAUGCCCAGCUCAUCAUCGUUCAACGAAGCUGCCCCCGCGCCCAUGUUAUAUUCACCUUCCUCGAGCCUCGUGUUCGCCCGGCGGAAACGCGCUACAUUCAAGGGGCCAAUGGUCCACGUAGCCAACAUGGCUACUGGAGGAUUCGCUACGACUGAAUUUCCCAACGGCGAUGCUAGAAUGGACGGCUCUGCCCACAAAGCAGCUCGACCGGCCGCGCGGAAAAGCCAAAUCAUCGAAGAGGAAGAGGACGCAGAGGACGAAUACGAAGAAGUCGAUACCUUUACCGGUACAGAGGAGGAGCCUGCGUCGCCAAUCGGCGUAACCAAUUCUGACCUUUCGGGCGCGGGUUUCUCCGACCAACCUUCUAAACCCGUUCUUGAACCAGCUCCUGAUCUCGAUUCGAGUCCUCUCAGGCCUCCGCGCUCCUCCUCACUGAGGGCGGCGCCGUCUUUAGAACCUUUGGUUGGUUCGACCCAACCCGACAAAAGUGUCUUGGAUUCUCCAAAGUCAACGGCUUCGGGGAAACGCAGUCUGGACAAUACCGCUGAGCCAACUGCCAAAUAG